CUAUCCCUAUUGGGAAUUUGAAAAACACUAUACAAAAAAAAAGAAAAAAAGAAAAAAAGAAAAAAAUAUUUUAUAUAGUCUUAUAAAAAAAUUAAUACUAGUAGUAUUUUCAUAGAAAUAUGGAAGGAAGGCGUGAUAAUAUCAACCUUGGUGGUAACCAGAAGAAAAGGGUUGCACUUUUUGGUGUCUUUUACAUUGUUCUUGUUGCUGUGGUCGGAACCGUUGCUGCGGUAGGUUUAACGCGCGGAGGCCUUGGAGGACAGGGAGAAGAAAAUGUAAAAAUCUCUACCACACAAAGGCACGCUGAAAUGACUUGUCUAUCAGACCCAAGUAAAUGUGACACGAAACUCGGAAGAGUGUUUAGCAAAACAAGAAACAUAAAAGAUCGUAUGAAGGACGCCUUCAUUGAAGCAGCCGGGGAGUUAUCGAAACACAUAAAAGAUCCAGCUCUUGCUAAUGAGUUGGUAAAAGACAACAUGACGGGACAAGCUAUGCGAAUUUGUAAUGAGGUAAUGGAUCAUGCUGUUGACGGAGUUAAUAAAUCUGUUGGUGAAUUAGACAGAUCUGAUUUCAAUAGGUUGAGUGAUUUUCAUUUCGAUCUUCAAGUUUGGAUGACUUCUACGCUUUCGGAUCAACAAACGUGUUUGGAUAGUUUCGAGAAAGUAGACUCAAAAGCUAGUCAGAGAAUGGCUCAGGUUUUGAGCAAUUCUAUGAAACUAACUAACAUUGCUAUUGACAUGCUUAAUUCAGUUCCUGGAUUGCAUAAGGAUUUUGGCAAUAUGCCACAAGGUUUUAAUAGGAGGACUUUAUCUGAUGAAUCAACAACGCGUGUUGAUGGUUUUCCAACAUGGGUUGGCGAAGGACAACGACGUCUUCUUGGGGCUUCGAGUGUUAAGGCAGAUGCUGUUGUAGCGCAAGACGGUAGCGGAAAGUUUAAAACUGUUACCGAAGCUCUUAAGACUGUUCCGGCAAAUAAUGCAAAACCUUUUGUUAUUUAUGUCAAGGCUGGUGUUUAUAAAGAGCAUGUUAUUAUUCCUCUGAAGAUGAAUUAUGUUACCAUCAUUGGUGAUGGUCCUACAAAAACCAAAAUCACAGGUGGCCUCAACUUCGUUGAUGGCGUCCUAACUUACGACAGUGCAACCGUCGGUGUGAGUGGUGACAACUUCGUGGCGAAGGACAUAGGCAUCGAAAACACAGCAGGACCGAGUAAACAGCAAGCAGUAGCACUUAGAGUUUCAGGAGAUAUGGCAGUUAUCCACAACUGUCAAAUAGAUGGUUACCAAGACACACUCUUCGCCCAAUCCCUACGACAAUUCUAUCGCGAUUGUAGCAUCUCUGGUACAAUCGACUUCAUAUUCGGCGACCCCUUUGGAGUUUUCCAAAACUGCAAAAUCAUAGCUAGAAAACCAGCAACAGGCCAAGCAAAUUUAGUAACAGCUGGUGGAAAACUCACGGCGAGCACCCAAACUGCAAUUGUUUUCCAAAGUUGUCACUUCUCUGGUGAACCAGCAUUAGCAUCGAUGUCACCCAAAAUAACUUUCUUAGGAAGACCAUGGAAAGCAUACUCCAGAGUUGUGAUAAUGGAUUCAGUCAUAGAUGACAUCUUUCUCCCUGAAGGUUACCAAGCAUGGGUGGGAAAUGCAUUUACUGAUACAUGUACUUUUUUCGAGUAUAACAACAAAGGUCCUGGUGCUGACACGAAAGCAAGAGUUAAAUGGCCUCAUGUUAAAACUAUAACUGCUAAUGAAGCUGCUGCUUUUUAUCCUGGUAAAUUCCUUCAGGUUUCUGGUUCACCUUGGAUGACGAGUUCUGGAGUACCUUGUUCCCUUGGUCCUAUGAGCGGUGGUUCUGCUGGAGCCUCGGCUUCUGCUUCUCCGGUUACAGCUUCUGGACCUUCUUCGUCUUCUUCAGCUUCUGGACCUUCUUCGUCUGCUUCUUCUUCUUCAGCUUCCGGACCUUCUUCGUCUUCAUCAUCUUCUUCCUCUUCUAAGGCUUCACCUUCUAAGGGGUCUUCUUCAUCUUCUAAGUCUUCUAAGGAGUCUGAGAAGUCUUCUUCAUCUUCUAAGUCUUCUAAGUCUUCUGAGGAGUCUGAGGAGUCUGAUGAUUGAGUUUGGUUAACAAAGUUAAAGUUAAGAGUGGGAUUAAUUAGCUGAGUCCAUUAAUUUACAUAUUGCUAUGAAAUAAAUCAAAACUAUAGCAGUAAGGUAAAAUAAUAGAGAUGAAGGAAAGAAUCUGUGUAUAUAUUGUUAGGAUUCUUACACUUAAGAUUUUAUCUCUGUAGUAAUAACUUAGUUUUGUUCAGAAUUUAUUGGAACUGUUUUAAAAUGUACAUUUGUAUCACUUUAAUUAAUAAAAGUUUUGUUUA
Molecule: messenger RNA, 2365 nt
Organism: Vicia villosa (hairy vetch)
Lineage: Eukaryota; Viridiplantae; Streptophyta; Magnoliopsida; Fabales; Fabaceae
Product: pectinesterase/pectinesterase inhibitor-like
Exons: 2
Coding region: 120-2108 (662 amino acids)
Biological process (GO): cell wall modification
Molecular function (GO): pectinesterase inhibitor activity; pectinesterase activity
Source: RefSeq, a predicted model, not a curated record